Messenger RNA from Lolium perenne, 1447 nucleotides. RefSeq lists its product as uncharacterized. NCBI's taxonomy places the organism in Eukaryota, Viridiplantae, Streptophyta, Magnoliopsida, Poales, Poaceae. The record is from RefSeq and is a predicted model, not a curated record.
UACAGGUGGGAGAGUGACUCGUGCGCACGGAACAGGAACAUCAUGGACGCACGGAACAGGAACAUCAUGAUGCUCGGCCUGGUGCCGAUCCAUUGACAACAAAGUCUUGAAUCCCCGCGUGACACCGAUUUGCGGAGUGAAAAAAUAAAAUUACCUCCUUCAUCCUGCAUCCCCCGCUAGGCCCUUGUUGAUGGCCUGGUGAUACUGCAUGUGAUGGCGCUCCAUCACCGCGCUGGAGCGAGGGAAGUGGGUCCCUGGUAGGAUUCUGUGCUUGGUGUGGUCAGGCGCGGAUGGCCGCCGACUUCUUCGGAGAUCUAGAGCCGAGCUUGCAAGCACUGCUGGCGCAAGCGGGAAGCGGCGGUGGUGAGGCGGAAUCAGUCGUUGGCUAUUCUUCGCUGCCCCAGGAUGCUGCGGCCGCGGCGGCGACGGUUGACGUCGGCGAAAGCACCAGUACUGGAUCAUGCAACUCGGUGGUAGGGGCCAACUGCACUGCGGCCGCUGGCGAGGGAUUGCAGGCUGACGCAUCCGUCGCCGAGGCCAGCGAUGUGUGCGAGCGCACCAUCGUCUCAGGCUGGAAGAAGAGGUGGUGUAUGGGGGGAAACUACAACCCUGCUGUAAUAUGUGCAUCCAAUUUUUAGAUUCAGGACCCGUUUUAGAAACAAACAUACUCGAAAGAAAAGGCGUUUGUUAUAUUUUGGAGCAGUGCAAUUUUUUGCCAUCUGAUUUCCAACAGUAAAAUGGUUGAUGCAUGGCUGGCAGGCACCCCCCGAAAGACCACUAAACUCCACCCACGGCACAGCGCUUGAGCGGACCCUGCGGGAUUUCCCAGCCAGGUCGAAUGGUGAGGUCGUAAUUGUGCCAGAGGUUGGAGUUACGUUUGAUUCAAUUGGCGAGGCUUACGACUUCUACAAUUUGUAUUCAUGGGAACGGGGGUUUGGAGUCAGAUAUGGCAAAAGCCGUCUCAAUGUUGAUCAAGUGAAGUGCAUGCAAGAAAUAGUUUGCGGGUGUUCGGUUAGUACUUUUUCUUCAGCCACGACGCCGGUGAAGCGGUACGAGGCAUUGGGUAGGGAAGGCACCACCCGAGAGGGCAUUGAAUUCUUCACGCAUCAGUGCUUUGGAACAAACAUUACGUGACUACCCAAAUAGAGACUAUGGUGAAGUAAUUGUGCCGGCUGUUGGGGUUACGUUUGAUUCCGCUGGGGAAGCAUAUGAAUUUUACAAUAUUUAUUUCUGGGAACUAGGCUUUGGUGUUACUAUGGAAAAAAUAGGCUAAACUUAGACAGGGUAAAGUGCACGCAAAAAUUGUUUGUGGAUGUUUAGUGAGUUUUCUGAAAAAAAAUCUCUAUAAUUUCGUUAAUGAACUGUCAAUGUUUAGCAGAAAGGUUUCAACUCUGACGUGGUUGAACUUGAACAAAUGAAUCUUGCAGGGGAAACCCAGGGUAAUGAA